Molecule: messenger RNA, 573 nt
Organism: Myripristis murdjan (pinecone soldierfish)
Lineage: Eukaryota; Metazoa; Chordata; Actinopteri; Holocentriformes; Holocentridae
Product: dual specificity protein phosphatase 13-like
Exons: 3
Coding region: 1-573 (190 amino acids)
Biological process (GO): protein dephosphorylation; negative regulation of MAPK cascade
Cellular component (GO): cytoplasm
Molecular function (GO): MAP kinase phosphatase activity; protein tyrosine/serine/threonine phosphatase activity
Source: RefSeq, a predicted model, not a curated record
AUGUGUGAGACAGAGGAUUCAGAGAGGAGCAAGUCUACGUGGGAGACCCCGUCUCUCAAAGAGUUGGAGGAGAUUUUACAUUCAGCUGCACGCUCCUGUCACCAUGGAGAUGAGGUGUGGCCGAACCUGUAUCUAGGAGACAUGUUCAUGUCUCAUGACAAGUUUGGCCUUUGGCAGCUGGGCAUCACUCAUGUUCUGAAUGCAGCUCAUGGUAAAAUGUGCUGUAAGGGCAGCGAUGAUUUCUAUGGAACCACAGUGACCUACUUUGGAGUCCCUGCCAACGACCUGCCAACAUUUGACCUUUCACCUUUCUUUCACCCUGCUGCUGACUUCAUUCACCAGGCCUUGACCUCAGGAGGCAAAGUGUUUGUGCACUGUGCUGUGGGCGUGAGCCGAUCAGCUGCAUUGGUCCUAGCCUACCUCAUGAUCCAUCACCACCUCAGUCUUCUGUCCGCUGUUCACUCUGUGCAAAAGAAACGCUGGAUUUUCCCAAACAGAGGCUUCCUGCGACAGCUAAUCACUCUGGACCAAAAACUACAAGAGGAGAGAGCUCGAGGUUUGACUGAGCCAUGA